Molecule: messenger RNA, 1509 nt
Organism: Vanderwaltozyma polyspora DSM 70294
Lineage: Eukaryota; Fungi; Ascomycota; Saccharomycetes; Saccharomycetales; Saccharomycetaceae
Gene: IBA57
Product: Iba57p
Exons: 1
Coding region: 1-1509 (502 amino acids)
Cellular component (GO): mitochondrial matrix
Molecular function (GO): protein binding
Source: RefSeq, a predicted model, not a curated record
AUGCUGAUGCGAUCUAUUAGGGUGAGCAAUCAUUUAAGACAUUCUUUAUUAAUACCUUAUGUUGGCCUGGGGAAAAGUUUUGUAAGAUUUGGUUCUACCUCAACCGCACUGAAUUCUGAUCUUACAGAGACACAAGCAUGUUUUAGAUAUUCUGAGAUAUCAAACAAGGCUUAUAUAAAAAUAAUUGGUCCAGAGGCUCCUAAAUUUUUGAAUGGGUUAGUGACUGCUAAACUAUUACCUAAAUUUGUCAAAAAGAAUUUAACGACAAUCUCACCAAAUUCUGAUACCUUAAAAGAACUAGGCAAUGGUGAAAUAGUUCGAUUUGAUGAAUCUCAUGACAAUUGGGGAAUUUAUAAUGAAGUUAGUGCAAAUGGUCCAUAUAUCUCAAGAUUUGGUGUUUACACAGGUCUAUUAAAUAGUAAAGGGAAGUUGAUUACAGAUACUAUAAUAUAUCCAACACCUUUAAUUUUUGAUAAAACUCCGGUUGGAGGAAAGAAUUACCCCAUUUAUCUAUUGGAGUUUGAUAAUUCAAUUGUCGAUGAUGUCCUUGAAAUUUUUGAUAUACAUAAAUUAAACAGUAAGAUCAAAUAUAAAAAAUUGAAGGCAUCAAACUAUAAAGUAUGGGAUAUUUCAAUUAAGCUUCCUAAAGUGUCCCAAACGUCUCCAAAUCCAUGGGUAGAGAACAUUCAUGAACCAAUAUCUACUUCAAAGACGUCUGAUAUUUCGAAUCAAUUAUCUGAAAGUAUGAUGAGAUUUUUAUUCCAAGGGGAAGUAAUUGACAGUAUUUUAGCUUGUUAUAUAGAUAAAAGAUUUGAAUUAUUACAAGAUAAAGAUAGCAAUUCCCCACAAUUGCUUCGAAUUAUCACCAAUUCUGAUAUAAACGACAUAUCUGAACAUUUUAAUUUUAAUUCAUUCCCAUUCCCUUUUAAAAUCGAAAAUGUCAGCCCCAAUGAAUUUAGAAGUUAUAGGUUAAAAAAUGGCAUAAUUGAUAGUGUCAGAGAUUUUCGUAGCGAAACCAUUUGGCCAUUGGAAUUGAACUUUGAUUUCUUCUUAAAUAGUGUGAAUCCAGAUAAGGGAUGUUAUUUAGGUCAAGAAAUUACAACAAGGAUGUUUUCAACAGGUAUUCUUCGUAAAAGACUAAUUCCGGUAAAACUAGAAAAUUACCAAAACCUUAAGGAUAAUGAAGACACUGCCACGAAUUAUUAUGAUAUAACAUUACAAACACCAAUCUCAGUAAAGAACGAAGCAACUGAAAUAAAUAAUCCAUUCUCUAAUCAAGCUUUUUCAAGACGUCAGAGACCAAUUGGAACUUUAAUAUGCAAUGAAGGGGAAAAUGGUGUGGCGAUAAUCAGAACAGAGUAUCUGAAUUCGAUAUUUAAAAACCAGGGCAAUCUGAACAAUAAUAUGUUUAUUCGUAUAGAAAGUAAAAUAUCGGAUUCAGAAACUAAAACAAUUAAAGUUAUCCCUAGGAAGCCAUUCUGGUAUGAAACUUGGGAAGAGAAAAAUUAA